Messenger RNA from Ictalurus punctatus (channel catfish), 3954 nucleotides. It is a transcript of the gene gss, whose product is annotated as glutathione synthetase. Lineage: Eukaryota; Metazoa; Chordata; Actinopteri; Siluriformes; Ictaluridae. Gene Ontology annotation, cellular component: cytosol. Gene Ontology annotation, molecular function: glutathione binding; glutathione synthase activity; ATP binding. The transcript is spliced from 14 exons. The coding region runs from base 193 to 1650 and encodes 485 amino acids. The record is from RefSeq and is a predicted model, not a curated record. Gene Ontology annotation, biological process: glutathione biosynthetic process.
UUUCUGUUUUCACGUACCUUCAGGGGGUUAGUCUGGCAUGUUUAAUACAUUUCCUGACUUCCAAGCUGCCACAAACACCUGGUUGUACUCUUACCUGCACUCAUAAAAUCACUAGAAUCUGAGAACGGGUGAACCCCGCCUUGUGCCCGAUGCUUCCUGGUUCCCCCGCAACCCUGAAGUAAGCGGUUGAAGAUGGAUGGAUGGAUGAUCAGGUUGAUGUCAAUGGCUACUCACGGGAUUCCAGAUGAGCUCUUAAGAAAUGAGGAGUUAAUAAAAGAACUGGAGGCAGUCGCUAAAGAUUCUGCACUGUUGCAUGGUGUAUUAAUGCGCACUAAAGAAUCACCAAACUCUUCAGAAGUGGUCAGUUAUGCACCAUUCACACUCUUCCCUUCCCCGGUGCCUUCAGUAAUCUUUCACCAGGCCCUUGAAAUCUCAACCCAUUUUAAUCGGCUGAUAGACAGAGUCAGUCAGAGUCCACGGUUCCUUGAAGAGGCUCUUGCAAGCACCAUCAAGGUCGACAGUUUCACAGCAAAACUCUUCAAUAUUUACAGACAAGUUCAGCAGGAUCCUCAGGACAUGGCAAUAGUGCUGGGCUUGAAUCGCUCAGAUUACAUGAUCAACCAUGUUGAUGGAAAAGAGGCCUUAAAACAGAUUGAAAUGAAUACUAUUGCGGCCAGUUUUGGGGGUCUUUCCUCACGCACACCAAAUGUUCAUCGGCACGUUCUGAAGGUUGCAGACCGGUUGGAGGAAAGCAAACUGAUCUUAGAUAACAAUCCAGCAGCAGGUCUGGCAAAAGGCUUGGCAAUGGCCUGGGAGCUUUAUGGAUCUGAGAGGGCAGUUGUGAUGUUCCUAGUUGAGGACAUCCAGAGGAAUAUUUAUGACCAUCGAUACGUGGAGAAUGAGCUUUGGGCAAGAAAUAUUCGUGUAAUAAGAAGGCAAUUUGAAGAUGUGAGUAGAAGUGGAUAUCUGGACCAAAACAAGAGACUGUUUGUAGAUGGACAAGAGAUUGCUGUUGUUUAUUUCCGCAAUGGAUACAUGCCUCAAAAUUACAAAUUGGAACAAAGCUGGGAGGCUCGCUUGAUGAUGGAGCGCUCAUGUGCUGUGAAAUGUCCAGACAUCAGCACCCACCUGGUUGGCACUAAGAAGGUCCAGCAGGAGUUGGCUCGGCCAGGCGUCCUUGAGAGCUUCUUUCCUGAUGAGCCUGAAACUGUGACUCAGAUUCGUGCCACUUUUGCUGGCUUGUACACGUUAGACAUGGGAGAGGAAGGCGACCAGAACGUGGCUAUGGCUUUGGCCAAACCAGACCAGUAUGUAUUGAAACCGCAGAGAGAAGGAGGAGGCAACAACAUUUAUGGGAAUGAGAUCUGCUGUGUGCUGGAGAGCUUGAACAGCACUGAGAGAAGCGCCUACAUCCUGAUGGACAAAAUCCAGCCACGACCCACAUAUAACUACCUUUGCCGAAAGGGGGAUCCAGUGAGACUGAAGAUGUGCCUCUGUGAACUGGGUGUUUUUGGAGCAUACGUUAGGAGAGGAACAGAGGUGUUGAUGAAUGAGUGUGUGGGCCACCUGCUCAGGACGAAGAACGCAGAACAUGCCGAUGGAGGCGUUGCUGCAGGUGUCGCAGCACUCGACAAUCCCCUACUGAUUUAAGUCUCAACAUUUCAGGAGCAGAACUGUACACUGAUAAACAUAUCCAGGUUUCAUUCCUAUAUAGCUAUAUACUAUUUUAUGUCCAUUCCUCUUUCAGCACUCAGCAGGAGAAAAUAUACUAGAUUCACUGAGGCCUAAGAUUAACACUUAUAACCCUUUGAAGCUGGUGCUCACUCUGGGAAGACAUUCUGAACCGAAAUACUGCCUGCCAUAAGUUUAUUUCUAUUCAACUAUUGUCUAAAAUUAUCCUACCACCACCCUGCACAUUUCAGUGUUUAGCCUAGCUCAUACUUAAUUAGCUUAUGAGUUGAAUCAAGUGAUUUGGUGCAGUGGAAAAAAAAGAUGUAAAAAAGAAAAGGAUGAUGUAAUUUAAUACAAAUACACAAAUGCGGGUCCUUCUGACCUUAUAUGAUUUAUAUGGAUGUCAUUUAAUCACAUUACGUUCAUAUUCAUAGAGCUGUGAAACAUAAGCUGCAUAUACACCCAUGCAAUCAUGUUUUAUGCUCUGCUCAUACCAGUGCUGUUCACAAAUUCAGACCCUUUACAAAAAUGUUUCCAAUAAGUACAGUGCCCUCCACUAAAUUGGCACCAAAUAUGAGCAAAGAAGGUUGUGAAAAAUUGUUUCUAUUGUUUAACCAUUUGAUCUUUUGUUAAACAAAUUCACAAAAAUACUCUGCUCUCAUGGAUAUCAAACAACUGCAAACACAACACAGGUUUAUAUAUAUAAAAAAAAAUUAAUGGUUAAAUAUAGGUGUGCAACAAUUAUUGACACCCUUUUAGGCCUGACAGACAGACACACUGACACUAAAAGUGAGGAGACAGACAGAAACACAAAUAAGCAGUCAGAUUGUGCAGGACAUGACCAACUUAAAAUGCAAAAAAUAAGCUCAUUAGUUUAUCUCCUGCCUGGCAAUAGUACACAAAUAUAGAUUCUGACAUACCUUCUGACAAGUUCAUAGGGAAAACCUAUUUGGAGAGAGAAAAUGUGUAGGAACAGAUUUCAAGUUCAUUCUCAUUUUAGAUUUGGAUUCAUUUUAACUAACGAUAGUAAAAACAACUGAAGUAAAAUACAGGUUCUGAUUAUUGUUAUGCUAAAACAAGUGAUAAAGGAUGUGCUUAAUGCAAUAUUGUAGAAAAACUGAUGGAAGAUUAAAGCUGCAUUCUGUGAGGUUUAAACACUACAUCCUAUUACAAUAAAAUCAGAGGCAUUUCCUUUGAAGGUUUUAUAUUGAUUGUUUAUUUCCCCCCAUGAACCCUACAAAAUGUUGAAUAUUUACCUUCUAUUUUCACUAGAUCUUCGGUUACAAACAGAUAUACAGUCUUAAACAGGCAUAUAAUACUAAAGAUUCCGAAUUUACCCUCUCAUUUGCAUCUUGCAUAUGCAAACUCUCUCACCUAGUGUUGGGUCUGAGUCCACCUUUGUCGAGUUCAAGUCGAGACCAAGUUUUUAAGCAAUUGUGUGUGCCGAGUCUUAGUUGAGUCCGGCCGAGUCUAGAAGGUAAUUGAACAAAGAUUUCAAAUUGCAAUUGUAAACUCAACAGUGAGCUGUUAAAUUUAUAUUUUAACCUUCACAAACCAAUGGCAAUAUAAAUGUAAUAAAAAAUACCACCAUUACAUCUUGCCAUUGCCAUUUAAUAUUUUUAUUUCAUGUUAUCAGCACCUCAACUAGUUUCCUAUCAAAAAAUGUUUUCAAAGAUAAAAAGGAAUAUAGAGGUAUAUGUAGAACUUUUAUUAUAUUACAAGUGUAUGAAAAUACAAAUUAACCUGUUUUGUUAUUGUAUCACACUGUAUGGUGUCCUCCAGUUUGAGUUGACAUUUCAAUUAUUUGAUGCUUCUCCCCCACAGUUAUAUAGGCUGAGAGAGAGAGAGUAGAGUUACAUUUAGCAGCAUGUCAUAACAACAAGCUUCAUGCUUUAUCACUGCUUUUAAUGUCUAUGAAUGUCAACAAACUCAUUACUGAACACAGCUCUGUUCUUAUAACUUUUUUCAUUUUAAUUCCUAAAAUAAAUUUUAAAAAUCCCUAACAGGGUUUAUGAUAUUUACUACAUUAAGAAGUACAUUUCACAUUUUACGUGAAAUUCAAGACUGGAAUUACCAAAUGCUAAUAUUUAGGGGCGGGUGAUAUGACUACAAUCUUAUUUCAUGAUAAUGAUAUGUUUUCUCAAGUAGGUCCAUCAGUAGUAUUCAAUUAAGAAAUACUAGGGAAAUUGAAUAAAGCAAUUAAAUGUCAUAUUAAAUAGACUUCAGUGUAUGACAUAUACAGUGAUUCUUAUUAAAUUUGCUGAAUUUAUUCAGUUAAAUGAG